Molecule: messenger RNA, 797 nt
Organism: Cucumis melo (muskmelon)
Lineage: Eukaryota; Viridiplantae; Streptophyta; Magnoliopsida; Cucurbitales; Cucurbitaceae
Exons: 2
Coding region: 178-567 (129 amino acids)
Source: RefSeq, a predicted model, not a curated record
CACAAUAUAAUAUUAUUCCAUCUCUCUCUCUCUCUUUAGAAAAUUACUCACCACACCAACAAAUUCAACUUUCUUCUUCUCCAAUUGUCUCAUUCAUCCAUUCAACUAAUUUCUCCUCCUCCUCACUCUUUUUUAUUUUCCAGCUCUCUUAAGCCAAUAAUUAUUACAAACAAAUCAAUGUCGUCUUCUUCAAUCUUGAGCUCCCAGUCCAUGGCUAUGGCUUUCGCCGCUCUCUCUGCAGGGACCGUCAUCGUUGUCCUUUCUCUCUACCUUCAUAAAUCCCACCCCUCAAUUUCUUCUGUGGUGAAGAAGAAAGAGAUGGAGAAGAAGAAAAAAGGAAGAAAAAGAGUUCAUUUUUCUGACGAUUUAGCCAUUUUUAGUAGUACUGAAGAAUUGAAGAGAAAGAAAGACAUGAUAUUGGGUUCAUCGCCGUCUCCGGGAAGAGCUGCGGCACGGCGGUUGACGAGGAACGGUGGAGGAGGCGGCGGAAUGCCGGCGAAUAGAGCGGCGCUGUACAAUGGAAUCUUAAGGGAUCGUUUGGUUCACAGGAUAGCAUAUUCUCUUUAAUUAUAGACUCAACAACUUUUAUUUUAUUUAUUUAUUUUAAUUUUCUCUUUUUCUUUUUCUUUUUUUUCUCUCUUGGUCAAAAAAGAAAUGUAUAUUAAUGUGUAAAUUUAAAUUCAAAUUUCUCCACUUGUGUAGUUAUGGUACAUUAUCUCUUUGGGAUUGGAAAUUUGAAUUUGUUGAUUUUUCUUUAGAAAAAUAUAUAUAUAUAUAAAAAAAACCCCUUUCUUAAA